GAAACCGCAAAUUUCAAUGACGUCACUGAAAAAUGCGUAGUUAAUUAAAAUGCAGACAGGUGGGAAAAAUGAACCAGACUGCAGCGCAAAAGAUCUUGUGGGUGUGAGUCUUCUCAGUGAUGUGGAGGGUCAAAGUUCAACGAAUAUUGGAGUUUGUUUGGUAUCCAAUCAGUGGCUGACUACAUGCAAGGCCAGAGAGCUGAGGGACAUUAUUAAAAAUGACAUUGUAGCUUGUCCACCAAAUUUCCAGAUCUGCACAAAACAAGGGUGGCCCCUCAGAGACGUGCAAGAGCAGGAAGUGCUUGCAUGCCAAAUACUGAAUGAAAAACAAGAGGUCUUCAUUAAAAUCAAAAAUGACAUACCAAAAUGUGGAAUAAAGGACCGGCAAGGCAAUGUGGUAGGAUUUGUACAUAUCAAUUACACUGCCUCCCUUACAGAAUUAAAGAAUCUCAUACAGUCUCAGGUACUGGAUCCAGAUGAGAUUUCACACAGUUUUCAGUUUUUAGAUGGUAACAGUUGGCCAAUCAGCAGUUUACAAGAGCAUCACAUGACUGUGUUUGACAUUGUGAUUGGACAUUGUGUCUCAGCUGAUCUAAAAAUUGGCAGCAAGUCAAAAACAUUUUCACCACCAAAGGAACCGCCAUUAAAGAAGUUUAAAGGAGUGAAAGAGUUGUCAUUUCACUCCGGGAAAGAUGUAUUCCGACAGUUGAGUUCUGACACAACCGAUGGUAGUUCCACCCAUAAACAAGUCCUCAUCAGCUAUGUAAGAUCUGAAGCUGCAGACCAUGCACUGCGACUCAAAGAACAGCUGACUGCCUUGGGUCUGACUGUAUAUCUGGAUGUACAUGAAAUCCAGACAGGUGUAGAUUGGCAGGACUCUCUGAAUUUUGCAGUCAGUGGCUGUGAGGUAUUUGUACCACUGGUGACACAAAAAUAUGGGGAAACACAGUGGACAAACAGGGAGGUGAAGCUAGCAGAUGUUUUAGGGAAGUACAUAUUACCUGUGAGUUUCCUACCUGACUGGCCACCAAGAUGUCUUGCUAUCCAGUUUGCUACGACACAGUUUAUACCCUGGAUACCACCUGAACAGCUUACAGGAAGAUGUCAGACAGAGAAGGUAAAGGCUGAAUGGACAGUCCAUGAUAUCAAGGUUGUUGCUCAGAAGAUAAUGGACAGAGUUACAGGACUUAAUUCAAGAUCAGUCCCAUCACUUAUCAAGAGGACCACCAUUGUAAAGAGUUGUGCAUGUGUAAGAGAAGACAAUAUGAUGGCCAUUACCUCAGACAGGGAGGGUAAACCACUUAUCAUGAUUUGUGUACAUUAUGCACAGGAAAUAUAUGGUAGUGAACUAAAGUCAGUGCUGGAAGAGGAAGGGUUUGAGGUAUGGUGUACCACGGAACUGGACAGAGAACAUGUCAAUCAUAUAGAUGGUUUAGUCAGUAGUCAGGAUGAUAUUACCUAUUCUGUCCUGAACAGGGGAAAUGAUAAAUUUUCUGGUUGCCCUGGAGACAGUAUAGCUAGGAACAUUGAAAUAUUCCAGGAGAAAGCAGAUGAUGCCAGUCUGGUACUGUUUGUACUGUCAAAUGCUUUCUCUCUGUCCAGAGUCUGUCAGCAACAGGUAUUUUACUGUGAACACAGGAAGCAUGUGGUACCAAUAUUGUAUGAGGAUUUCAAGAUGCCGGAUUGGAUGUCCAUGUUGGUAGGAUCACAUGGUUUUGAGAUGAGAAAUGACGAGGAUUUUAUCAGGAUUCUCAUAAGACGAGUAAAAGCAACUAUCAGUGGUACAAGGAACUCACUGAGCCCUCGUUCCUCCGCAAACAUGGCAACUGGUUCUAAGGAGGUCACCAGCAGCUUGCAAAAUGAUGGAACCAGAUGGCCACUUGCAGGCCAUAACACAGACACAUUCAGUCCAAGUAUGGAAUCUGUCAGUUCUGUAUUCAGUAUCAAGAGAGAUUCUGUUUCAAGGCACAGAAGCCAGAAUGGGACCUCAGUCUCAGAAAAGCUCAGUCUGAAUAAUGAUCAUGUGAAUGGAAAGCUCAGUUCUGAAGUGAAUUCAAGCUCUAUAGACACAGAUGAAGAUACUGGAACACUAGAAGAUAAACCAAGCUUAAGCUCAAUGAAAACUAUCAUACUGUGAUUAUGAUAUAUAACUGGAUUUUGGGUACGGAAUAGCAUUGAUAAAAACAAAUAACAAUGGCAGUUCUGUCUGCCAAAUGAUUGGAUAACACUAGAUUUGGCUUACUUUUGUUCAUUUUAAGGAAUGUCAUAAUUCAAGAAAAUGAAAAAUGUCUUUGAACCAUUUUAUUUGCUCAUCUGAUUUUUUGAGAGAAAAAAAAUGAUGAGUUAUUGUCAUCACUUGGUUGGCAUUGCCUCAUUAAGUUUUGUGUUUAGGUCAGCUUUUCUACUAAACUAUCAAAACUAUUGCUUUAAAACUUGCAACACUUGUUCACCAUCAAUAGCUGACUCUGUACAGCAAGAAACAUAACUCCAUCCUGCUUUUUGCAAAAAUUAUGGCCCCUUUUGGACUUAGAAAAUAUCAUAAAAACACAUGGGUAGGACAAUAUUUCUGUUAGACAAAAAAGUCAGAUGAGCAUCUGCACCCUCAAGGCGGUACUCUUAUUUAUAAUUCCUUGGCCAUGUGAAUAUCAAUGAUCUACUGUGUACUCAGAUCAGUUGUAAUCUGAUAGGAUUUAUAUGUCUUCCAAGUUCUUAAUCUGUGAUUUUUAUAGGGAAAAACCAAGACCACUUUUCUGUGGUACAACAUUGAUGUUACUUUCAAAUUUUGGGUGUAUUUUAAGGUAUCUCUACCUGGUAAGGAUUUUUUUUUGUGGACUUAGAAAAAUAAAAGAAUUACAAUAAUUUCUUAAAAAAAAAACAUUGUAAACAACUAGAAAAUUAAAAUUCCAUUUGCAAAUACAGGUGCUAGUGUAAAGAAAUUUGCUGUGACGGGCGUAUAUUGUGACAUUCUGGCACUCUUGUUUGUUAAUGAAAAUGUUGUUUUUAAAACAAAUGUUUUAAAAAAUAGAUGUUGAAAUUUGUAUCACAGUCAUUACAUUGUCAUAAGAUAUAUGCAUAUUUUUUGAUGGAUGUUGCAAGUAGAUUGUGUGAAUUACAAUGUUGUGUUAGAAUCUUCGUUGUCUCGGUAACUGCUGUCAGUUGAUUUAGUAGCUGUUUUAUGUCAAGAGUAUGCAACACUGGAUUAAUGGAAACAAUGUUAGUAUGUGAGAAAUUGAAACUCUAAAUAUGAAUUUUUAUGGUUUGCAGUUUUGAAUGGAUUUCGUUUGUGUAUGAAAUGCAUUGAUCGAGCUAAAAGUAUGCAUGGAAGUCUUUGAUGCUUUUAAAUUUACUCAUGUAUUUCAUACCAGAAUGAAAAUUUUCUUUUCUGAAACAUUCCUUAGUGUGCCAUACCUGAAUACAUGUAUAUGAAAGACAUUAUAUAUAUAUAUAUUAUAUAUCAUAUUAUGUAUAUUUACCCUGAUGUAUUAUGAUCUGUAUGCUGGUGCUUUUUUACACAUAAAUUGAUUAUCAGCUUCAUAUCUGUGAUUGUCUGCUUUUGUUGGGAUUUAAGUCUCGGAUGUUCAAAUAAUGUAAUAUAUAAAAUGUUACAACAAUAAUACAUUGCAAUUUAUAUAUGAAACAUAUGUAUAUGAUGAUUUGAGCUUCUGUCAUUUAUACAUAAAACAUACGCAUUCCAUGAUUUGAGCAUCUGUCAUUAAUACAUGAAACAAUACAUUCCAUGCUUUGGGCAUUAUUAUUAUUAUACCAGAUUUAUAUAGCGCCCUUUUCAUGAUUAACACUUUUAAAGGCGCUUUACAUAUAUCAACUGCAGCCACACAGGGCACGAAAUCAUCCUUGACCAGAGGGACAGAGUGAGAUAAAGCCCCCAGAUUAUACAGAGAGAACUUUUUAGAUACAGACGUGUCUGGCUAACUUAGCCUAGCUCUUUUCGAAUAGACAGUAUGGUUCUUUAAUGUGCCCAGUGUAUAGCACCAAUACACGCGAAGCCGUCUUUCCUGGGAAGAACCAGUACAGGCCUCUAGUAAGGUGGGAGACACUCAAGAGCAUCUCAGAAAUUUUCAGUGCCUGGACUGGGACUCAAACCCAGGACCUCUGGAUUGACAGUCAAGCGUGUUACCACUAGACCACCGGCCCACCCUUGGCAUCUGUAAUUUAUACAGCCCACCUGCUUAGCUCAAUAGGGAGAGUGCAGAUCUACGCUACAGAUGGCAGGGUCAAGAGUUCAAUCCCUGAGCAGGCGUAUAUUCUCUGUGACAAUUUGAUGAAAGACAUUGUUUCUGAAAUCAUUUAUCUUCCACCUCUGAUUCAUGUGGAGAAGUUGGCAGUUACUUGUGGAGAACAGGUUUGUACUGGUAUAGAAUCCUGGAACACUGGUUAGGUUAACUGCCCAUCGAUACAUAUUAAAAAAUGGCGUUAAACCCAACACAAACAAAUAUCCUGUCUUUAAUAUAUAAAACAUGUAUUCCAGGAUUUGGACAUGUGCUAUUAAUACACCAAACAAUUUAAACAGAACUGAUGCAUUAAUAAAACAUAAAUUUUAAUAAAAGGAUAAAUGGCGGGUAUAUUUAUUUUUACAUGUUCAGUGUCGGACUUCACAAAUUCUCGUUCUAUCUGUUUCAACAUCAGUUUCCAAGUAAAUUUAGACUUAUAAUAAGUCACUUACAUGAUUUGUUGAAUGUUCAGCCAUUUUAUUCUACAACUCAGGUCUGCAAACGGAUUUGUUCCCAGUAUAAUGCCAAAAUAUACUGCUAGUUAUUUUCAAUACAGGAAAAAAAUUGAAUGCUAAAUAAAUCGUCAGUCAAAUAUGGUUUUCUUUUUCGUUGUUACUGAUCAAUGUCAGAUGGAUAAAUAGAUAGAUAAAUUUUGUUUUAAUUUUUUAACCCAAAACUAUGUAUUAGUGUGUAAAGUACCUUUUUUGUUCCAGACUAUUUUAUUUUGUGCUAUCUUUUUUUUCUGUUUUGCUUUAUAAAAUACAUAUUACAGCUGUGCUGUAAAUAUGCUUCCUGUAUCUUUGAUUUUCUUAGAGUCUAUUUACUGUUUUUCUACUUUUGUUUUUAACUUUUAUUAAUUUUUUUCUUUUAGAUGCCUUCUCUUUUUUAUAGUAAGAAAACCCAGGAAUUUUUUAUUUUCUGGUAUAGAUAGAGGAGAAAGAUUGGUAAAAGUUUUGCAAGCUCUGAACUUUGUUCUUUUGCAAAGUUAAUUCUUUAACAUAUAAAUGAAAUAAAAAUUUUGGAUGUA
This is a messenger RNA of Mercenaria mercenaria, 5256 nucleotides long. RefSeq lists its product as uncharacterized. The record is from RefSeq and is a predicted model, not a curated record. Gene Ontology annotation, biological process: signal transduction. Lineage: Eukaryota; Metazoa; Mollusca; Bivalvia; Venerida; Veneridae. The transcript is spliced from 14 exons. Bases 50 to 2137 code for a protein of 695 amino acids.